Molecule: messenger RNA, 2947 nt
Organism: Miniopterus natalensis
Lineage: Eukaryota; Metazoa; Chordata; Mammalia; Chiroptera; Miniopteridae
Gene: TAGAP
Product: T cell activation RhoGTPase activating protein
Biological process (GO): regulation of Rho protein signal transduction; signal transduction
Molecular function (GO): GTPase activator activity
Source: RefSeq, a predicted model, not a curated record
CGAGGCCACACGGGAGGGAAAUUCAUCACGGGACAGUCAGCCAAAGUUCUCAUGAAGCUGACAAGCAGCUGCAAUGCCUCAAAAACACUAAAUGCCAGUAAUAUGGAGACAUUAAUUGAAUGUCAGUCAGAGGGUGAUAUCAAGGAGCAUCCUCUGUUGGCAUCAUGUGAGAGUGAAGACAGUAUUUGCCAGCUAAUUGAAAGUAAGAAGAGAAAGAAGGUGCUGUCCUGGCCCUUUCUCAUGAGAAGGCUUUCUCCUUCAUCAGAUUUUUCUGGGGCCUCAGAGCCCGAAUUGAAAGUGUCGUUGUUUGAUCAGCCCCUGUCAAUCAUCUGUGGUGACGGUGACACACUCCCCGGACCCAUCCAGGAUAUUCUCACUAUUCUGUGCCUUAAAGGCCCUUUCACUGAAGGGAUAUUCAGGAAAGCAGCCAAUGAGAAAGCUCGCAAAGAGCUCAAGGAGGAGCUCAACUGCGGAGGGACCGUGAAUCUGAAAAAUCUCCCUGUGCACCUCCUGGCGGUGGUCUUUAAGGACUUCCUCAGAAGCAUCCCACGGAAGCUGCUUUCCUGCGACCUGUUUGAGGAGUGGAUGGAGGCUCUGGAGAGGCGGAGUGAAGAGGACAGGAUCGAGGCCCUGAGGCAGGUUGCGGAGAAGCUGCCGCGGCCCAACCUCCUGCUGCUCAAGCACCUGGCGUCCGUGCUCUACCUGAUCAGCAGGAACGCGGAGGUCAGCAGGAUGGACGCCAGCAACCUCGCCAUCUGCGUGGGGCCCAACAUGCUGACGCGCGAGGACGACCAGGACCUGUCACUGGAAGCCCAGAAGGACUUGAACAAUAAGGUUAAGACUCUGGUGGAAUUCCUCAUUGAUAACUGUUUGGAAAUAUUUGGGGAGAACAUUCCGGCGCAUUCCAGCACCGCUUCGGAUGAGUCCCUGGAGCACACUGACAGUUCAGACGCAUCGACCCUGCAGAAUGACUCGGCCUAUGACAGCAAUGACCCUGACGUGGACUCCAGCAGCGCCCUCAGCUCCCCAGGCAGGCUGCCCCAGGGGCCCGAGCACCCAGGCCGGGAGCCCCUGGUGAGCACGGUGGCCCGGCUGAAGAGCUGCCUCGGGGACCCCGACAGGCGGUACUCAGAGCCCGGCGUGUCAUCCUCCCUGGAGGGCCCCAGGCACCGGAAAACUAACCAGAAAGUAACGCGCAGCGAGGACGGCUCCCCCGGGGCCCCGGCCGCCUCUCACUCUGAGGGGGAGGAAGCUGAGGACCCGUUUCCCGAGGAGGUGUUUCCUGCAGGUGAUGGCAGAAACCAGAGGCCGCAGGACCUGAAGGCCCAGGGCCCAGCGUGGGGACCGGCGCCCAAGGCCUGCUCCCGUGGCUCCCUGGACGCCGCCUCUGACGGCUCGCCCGUGGCCUCCCCCUCCAGCCCCAAGAGAAACUUUUUCACCAGACACCAGUCUUUUACCAGGAUGGAUAAAAGUAAGCCCAGCAGAGACAUGAGGAAACACUCCAUGUCGUUCUCCUUCGCAUCUCCCAGAAAGGUGCUGACCAAGACCCCCAGCCUGGUGUCCAUGAGACCCAGAGGCUUCGCCAGAGACCAAGCAAGGAAAGAGUUGAAAAAGGACAGCCAGCUGGCCGGGCGAAUCGUCCAGGAGAGCCUGUCCGAGGCCCACGGCCAGGCACCUCUAGACUGUGGCUCCGGGUCCUGCGCCCUGUCGGUUGAGGACGUGUUCCACCUGGUGGACCAGAGAAGCCCCGGGAGCCCGCCAUCCUACGAAGAAGCCGUGCGGUGCCAGGUCCCGGAGCUCGCUGCCCGCGGCAGCCAAACCGUCGGCAGCAUGCGGGCCAGGAUGCUCAGCCUGGACACAGGGCUAGCGCCUCGCCCUCCGGUUCACUACGGAGGGGACCCAAGAAAUGCGUGCAGCCAGGAGCUGCUCGACGGGCACAGACCCCCUCCCAGGACUGAGAGUUGGAGACAGAGCAGGACUGUCUGUGCUUCUGUGGAAACGAUUGGGCAGGUGACUGUCAUGGGGAGACCCGAGCUGCACCGGCUCAGAACUGUGUCCGAGUCCACGCGGAAGAGUAAGUGGGACUGCCUGGCGCGGCGCUGCAGCCAGCCGCUCUUCGAGGCUGACCAGCUCCAGUAUGCCAAGGAGUCCUACAUCUAGGAAGGCAGGAGGUGCCGCGCGGCUCGCGGGGCUCUGCAGCGCGUGGCUGCCUGACAGCUGCCUUCAGACUGUUUCAAAAAGUCAAGAAUAAGCUCCUUUCGAGAGGCUGUGUGGGGCCCUCCAUGGAGGGGACAGCUGCACGGUGGCCCUCGAGUGCUGUGUGUGUACCUGGAUGUGCACACACACAGCAAGUGUAUAAAGUGUGUUCCAGACAGGGCGUCUGUGCGAGAUGUCUGUAUAAAUGUGUGUAGAUGUUUGUUUGUGAACUUGGGAUAAACCACAUUGCUCCUCUCUGCCUCCCAGGGCACUUUUCCACCCUCCAGUGUUUUAAAAUAAUGUUUCCCAUUUCUUAUGUUGCCUCGAAUGUCUUGCCCAUGUUCAUAUUUCCACAAGCUCUGUCCAAGGGAAAACGUUUAAAGCUCUGUCGGAAGUCCCCGAGCAGCAGCGGCUAACUAAUCCCGCAUUAGGGAGAGAAGCAGACUGCAAGCAGCAGAGCCCGUGUGGGCCUUGUCGGGGCAUCACGGACGCCAGGAAGAGAAAAGGCCAGUGUGAAAAUGUGGGCCGGUACGUCCUCUGUCCUUCUAGCCGUCUGAUUUUUAAUUGGGGAGAUUAGUGGAAAUGCAUUACUUCCAUGUUAACAGAUUUAUAGCACUUUGAGUUUCCUUAUACAGUAGUUUGGGGAUGUCUUCCCAGUGGAGGCUGUUACUUUAUAUGUGUUGGUGUCGUAUGUAAAACUUCAGUAUAAUCUCACUACAAUAAAUUGCCUGCCUUUUUCCAAGUAAAAACA